CACGGCAUUCACACUGUUUUAUGGUAUCAGAGCUACGAAUUAGGGCAUCAAAUUGAUAAGCUUCUCCUAGGUUUUUCGCCGUCUAGGUUUCCUCUUUUCUUCUCUAGUUUCUUUGUGUCUUGUAUUCAUGGCGUCUUCUUCAGCCCUUACCACUACCACUACUCCAGUGAUCUCUUCUGAAUCAACACUUCCCAUUAUCCCUGUUCUUAAUCCUGUCAUACCAAAUACAAAUUCCUCAAUUUUUACUCAUCCUGUGUUCUCAGCCUCAAAUAUUAAACAUCUUGUCCCUAAAACAUUGACCCAUCAAAACUUUAUGCUUUGGAAAGAACUCAUGAUUCCUGUUCUUCGCAGCAAAGGAGUUUAUGGAUAUGUUGAUGGAUUCGAUCCGUGCCCAUCACCUAUGGAUUCCACUUUUGAGCAAUGGCACCAAAUAGACUGUCAAGUUCUCUCCUGGAUUCAAUCUACUAUUGCUUCUGAGGUUCUUCAAAUGAUUAUUCAACCAGGAAGAUCACUUACUACAAAGCAAGCAUGGGAUGCGAUUCAAGAAUCUCACCAAGAUCAACUUGUUGCUCAGUCCAUGUUAUAUCGUCAGGAGUUCAUGGCUUUAAAGAAAGAACCAGAACAAUCUACGAUAUCAUCUCUUCAACGUACCAAGACUACUUCCGAUCGAUUAUUUGGAAUUGGUGAAUCUGUUUCUGAUCGAGAUCUGGUUUUGCAUACUUUGGCUGGACUUGAUUCUGCUUAUACUGUUUCUAAACGCACUAUACCUCAAAGGGUGCCCUUUCCUUCUUUUAAUCAACUUCGUUCCCUGUUGUUGAUUGAGGAAGCUACUGUGUUGCGUGAAUCUAGACAAGCCAUGGCUGUAGCUCCCUUUUCAUCUCCACAAGUCUUAGGUCGGUAUUCUGGUGCAAGAUUUAAUGGACAACAACAAAAGUAUUUUGGUGGAGGACGGUUUCACAACCAACAAAAUUAUCAUCCUCGGCCAGAUUAUUCAUCAUCUCGACCACUCACCUCUCAUGGCUAUCAAUCUUCAAGAUCUGGUCCUGCUACAAGAUUUUCAUGGGAUAAUACUACUCUCCCUCCUUUGCUGUCUACACCUGUGAUCUGUCAAUGGUGUCUUCAACCAAACCAUCAAGCUCGUGAUUGUCCAUCUAUACCUCGUACUUCACAGCAGCUUUCUUAUCCUCAGACCUUCAUAGCUGAUAAUGCUUCCACUGUCAGUGGUGAUCCUAGCUGUUAUUUUGACUCUGGUGCUGCAGUUCAUGUCUUAAAAAAAUUCAGGUUACAGUUUCAAACUCCUUAUGAGGUUCUUUAUGGAAAAGUGCCCUCUUAUGAUCAUUUGCGAAUUUUUGGAUGUGCUUGCUACCCAAAUUUAUCAGCUAUUGCCCCACAUAAGCUAGCCCCACGUUCUACAUUAUGUGUUUUUCUGGGUUACUCAUCCCAUCACAAAGGCUUUCACUGUUUGAAUUUGGAAACUCAUCGAAUCAUUAUUUCCCGUCAUGUGAUUUUUGAUGAACAAAGUUUUCCUUAUACUUCUACCACUUCUCUCUCACACAAACCAAAUUCAUCCUCUGAUUUUCGCACACCUUUUCACCUUUUGGAUAAUGUUUUGCCUCUUAAUUCUCCAUCACCCAUUAGCCCCUUCAUACCAAGCCCAACCGCAAAUUCUUCUCCACAAAUUUCUAGCCCACUUUCCAAACCCACAAAUUUCUCCAAUAAUGAGCCCGCCAUCCUUCCUUCCCCACCUAAUUUUGGUUUGCAAGCACAACACCAUUCCACUCCAGUUUCUUCCCAACCUGCUGCAUGUCCGCCACUUGUUCCAGUUUCUUCACAACCUGCUGCAUGUCCGCCACCUGUUUCACUGCCUCCAUCGCUGAGUGCUCAACAAUCUUAUGUCAUGCCUGCAAUUGAUACAUCUGAUUCUUGUUCUAGUCAGCAUCCUCCUACAGCAGUUCUCACACAUCCUAUGGUAACGAGGUCUCAAGAUGGAACUCGUAAGGCGGUUCGUCAACCAGAGUGGUGUACAGCGAUGGCAGAGGAGUAUAAUGCUCUUUUGGGCAAUAAUACAUGGGAUUUAGUUCCUUCUCCUCCUACUGUUAAUAUUGUUGGUUCUAAAUGGGUCUACCGAAUUAAGCAGAAAUCAGAUGGUACCAUAGAAAGAUUUAAAGCUCGUCUAGUUGCUCAGGGAUACACUCAACAACCUGGUGUCGAUUAUGAUGACACCUUUAGUCCUGUGGUUAAACCAAUGACCAUUCGGAUAGUCUGGACUCUUGCUAUUUCAUCAUCUUGGCCAUUCAUCAGUCAGAUGCUGAAGAAAGCUCUUUAUGGUCUUAAACAAGCUCCUUGGGCAUGGUUUCAUCGGUUUGCUUCUUUCUUGAAAUCUUGUGGUUUUAUUCAGGCUUGGACUGACUCUUCUAUGUUUUUGUAUAAAAACCGUGAGUCCAUGGCAGUGCUAUUACUAUAUGUUGAUGAUAUCAUUUUGACUGCAUCUACUUCUUCAUUAUUAUCUUCAGUGCUUUCUCUUUUAAAGAAGGAGUUUUUAAUGACAGAUUUGGGUCCGUUGAAUUAUUUCUUGGGUGUUUCGGCUACUCGUAAUUCAGAUGGUAUCUUUUUAGAGCAAUCCAAGUAUGUUCUUGAUUUACUGGAUCAUACUGGUAUGUCUAAUUGCAAGUCGGUAGCUACUCCUCUUGAUUCCAGGAAGAAAUUAGCUCUUACUGAUGGUCCACGACAUUCUGAUCCUUCUGGGUACCGAAGUAUUGUUGGUGCAUUGCAAUACUUUACUUUCACUCGUCCUGAUAUUGCUUUCUCAAUACAGCAAGUCUCUCAAUAUAUGCAUUCUCCUACUGUUUAUCAUUUUCAGGUUGUGAAACAUAUUCUUCAGUAUUUGAAAGGCACUUUACAUUAUGGUCUUCAGCUUCGCCGAAUCAAGACAAUUUCUCUUCAUCUUUUUACUGAUGCUGAUUGGGCAGGAUGCCUUGAUACUCGUCGAUCCACAUCUGGGUUUUAUCUAUUUCUUGGUAAUUCUUUGAUCUCUUGGUCCUCUAAAAAGCAAUCCACAGUGUCCCGUUCUAGUGCUGAGGCAGAAUAUCGUGCCAUUGCUAAUGCUGUAGCUGAAGCAACAUGGGUUCGUCAACUUCUUUAUGAGUUAUAUUUUCCGGUGUCUUUCCCCACUGUUCUUUAUUGUGAUAAUAUCAGUGCUUUGUACAUGUCAACCAAUCCAAUUCAGCAUCAACGUACUAAACAUAUAGAGAUUGACUUGCAUUUUGUUCGUGACAAGGUUGCCUCUCAGCAAGUUCGAUUGCAAUAUGUUUCUUCUCGUCAUCAGUGGGCUGACAUUUUGACAAAAGCACUUCCUAUUAUGCCUUUUCGGUACUUGCGUGGCAAUUUGUGCAUUCUUUCUAAUCCUGCCCAAAUUGAGGGGGGAUGAUAGAGUAUUAUAUAUUAGUGAAGGGCAAUUGUGUAAUUCUGUCCAUUAUAUGCUGUAUAUAUAUGAGUUUGAUCAAUGAUAAUACUCACGGCAUUCACACUGUUUUAUGUGUAUUUCUUUGUUCCAUUCAGUUUUGUUCAUCUAUUUUCAUUUAAAUAAAUGCAGGCAAUCUACUUUUCCUGUUCUGAAACCAAAAAAAAAAAUAUCAUGAUGACUAGAGGGUGAUUUUCACAGUGGGGACCCAACCAGAUGAGUGGUCCUCUCUUUGAGUGUCUAAACCAGAGUUUCUCUAGGUUUGUCUUGUUACUUUGAAGUCAUAUGUGCCCUUAAUCGAUUUAUGAAUUUGAUAAGUUUAGUUUCAUAUUAAAUCAAAACUUUAAGCAAAGAAUUUAUUCCAUUUCAGGUUAGAGAUUAUGGUGUUUUUGCAUUUGUUACUUUGCUGAUUGUUAAUGAUAGAAUCUGGAGUCUGGACUCCUUACCACUUUGUGAACUACAUUUUGAGAAAAUCUUUUCCCUUUGACAAGAGCACUGCAGCUUCACUAGUAUAAAUGAUGGUGGUAGUCCUUUCAGUUUUUCUUGGAAUUGAAAGAUCUUGGUGCCAUAGUUUAUGUGUACACACAUUUUGAAGUAGUGAGGAUUCCAUUGAAUUUUACUUGGAAUUAACCAAAGGAUCGACUCUUCCACCAUUUCUCAGGCACUUGUGCUUUUAUGGUAGAAUAUCUCUUUCAAUUUCCAACAAACGAAGAAGAUGGUAUGGCUUUUCAAACCUUUUUCUUUGAAUCUAAAACAUAUUAUACCUGGUUUUGAAUAAACUCUUUCUAUAGCU
Molecule: messenger RNA, 4253 nt
Organism: Rubroshorea leprosula
Lineage: Eukaryota; Viridiplantae; Streptophyta; Magnoliopsida; Malvales; Dipterocarpaceae
Source: the annotation of a GenBank genome assembly